Hipposideros armiger (great roundleaf bat) is the source of this 2348-nucleotide messenger RNA. RefSeq names its product cilia and flagella associated protein 184 (gene CFAP184). Gene Ontology annotation, biological process: cilium assembly. The transcript has a single exon. Bases 191 to 1741 code for a protein of 516 amino acids. Gene Ontology annotation, cellular component: ciliary basal body; axoneme. Lineage: Eukaryota; Metazoa; Chordata; Mammalia; Chiroptera; Hipposideridae. The record is from RefSeq and is a predicted model, not a curated record.
CCAAUCAGCGCCCCCCGUCGUUCGCUCACGGCCUCUCAUUAGCCUGGUCCUGCUGGAAGGCGGGAAGAAUGGGCAGGGCGUCGGGCUAACGCCUGGCCAAUCGCCGGAACCACCGCGAGCGCCCCUGGUUGCCCCUGGAAACCGAACAGCCGGCAUCUGGGGUCAGUGGCGCUGGAGGAGCCGGAGGGAGAUGGACAGCCCCUCGGAGCACAAUGGGGACCCUGAGCAGGAAGACGGAGACGUGGCAAGCCUGGCCUCGAGGCCGUCCGAGAUCAAGGCCAGCUCUGGCCCCCAGUCUCCAGCCGAGACGGCGGAGCCGGAGCCGCAGCCGGAGGCCGUAGAGGCCUCCGAGGAAGGCGUCGCCGCGGCCGAGCCGGCCGAGCCCGCCGAGCCCCUGGAAAGGCCGGAGGCCACUGAGGCUGCGAGCCAGGAGGGGCCCAGAGAGCAGGAGCGGCCGGCCGAGGCCGAGCCAGAGGAGGUGGCCGAGGCCGGACCUGAGGAGCCGGCCACGCUCGAGUCCGAAGGCGGGCCCGAGGAACCCGAGGAACCCGAGGAAGAGGCGGAGGAGGGGCGGAGGGAGGAAGCCCCGUCGCCGGGUUCUCUGCCGCCGUCCACCACCGACCAGGAAAAGGCUGCGCCCGUGCCGGAGGCCGAGCGUGAGGGACGGGAGCAGGAGGUUCCGGACGGGGCUCUGCAGGGCUUGGAGUGGACCGAGGAGGUGCAGAAGGUGCAGGAGCAGCGGCUGCGCGCGGAGCUCCUGGAGCAGUACCGCUCCCUGAUGGCGGAGCGCCGCCGCUACCAGCGCUACAACGCCUACCUGCAGCACAAGAUCUCCGAGGCGCUGCUCAAGAAGAAGGGGCUGGACGCCGCCGAGGGGGCCGCCCGGGGCGCGGAGCCCGAGUCCCGCGAGAAGGAGCAAGCGUACUUCAGCCACCUGGCCGUGCUGGAGGAGCUGAGGAAGCAGCGGGCGGACGACCUGGGCUGGUAUCGCCAGGAGCUGGGCCAGCUGAAGCGGCAGUGCGAGGAGAAGCUGUCCAGGGCGGAGAAGGCGUGGCGAGACUUCCAGGCGCUCAAGAGGCAGGUGAUGUUGCAGGCCAUGGGCAGCUGUCGGACGAGGGGCGGUCGCCGGGCCGCUUUGCAAGAAGUGGAGCAGAUCCAGGCGCUGGAGGACAGGAAGGAGAAGGAGAUGCGCGCCGUGCGGCUGGAGAACGUGCAGCUGAAGCAGGGCCUGAUGCAUUUUGAAACCAGGAUGCGGGCCCAGGAGGACCUGGCCGAGGGCGUGCUUCUCAUCGACUUCGAGCAGCUGAAGAUUGAGAACCAGACCUUCAAUGAGAAAAUCGAGGAGAGAAAUGAGGAGCUUUUGAAACUGCACAACAAGGUGAACAGCAACGUGCAAAUAAUAACCCACGUGAAAGAAAAGCUACACUUUGUGGAACUAGGAAACGCAGGCAAAAAGUCACAGCUUUUGGAAAUCGAGGCUCAGGUGGCCCUACGGAGGGACAUCUUGACCAAGACUAAGCAAGCCAGAGACGGCCUGCGGCUUGACAACAUCACGCUGAACCAGAAGAGCGGGCUUCUGGGCAAGGAGUCGCUGCUUCGGGACAUGGAAGAGAAGGCGGGCAGGGCGGAAGGGCUCCAGCAGCGCCUCGAGUCCCUGAAGCGCCACCACGCGGGCCUUACCCUGUCCCGCCGAGGAGUGCAGCAGAAGAUCCGCGAAGCCAGAGCCUUUCUGCCCUCUUGACGUGGCUGAUGAGAAGAUCGCAGCACGUCAUCCUCCACCAGCGUAUUCUCCUCUUGGUGCCACUCUAAAAGGCCUGUGAUGUUUAGACGGAACUACACUUUGUAUCUCUCACAAUUUUUCAGCUUCCAAAAUUGGGUUAGCAGUCAAUUUUAUUGGGGUUAAGUAAAAUAGGGCCAGAGAAACAAACAACAGGUAGUGUACCUACUUCUCCUAAAAAGCUGUCAAAAGCCUUUUUGUAUUUGAGCAAUUCCAUAAUUUCAAUGGCCUGAUACUGAGAACUGUUCCUCUUCCAUAUGCAGGAGGGUUCAACCAACGGGCAGGAUCCCCCAAAAUCCCUGUGCAUUAAGCUCAUCAUUAAAUCCCUUUGAAUUUAUUAAGCUGUGUAGUACCAAGUCAGUCCCAAUUCAAAGCUCACUAAUUCCCUUAGAUUAACCUAAAGUGUGUUUCCUUUGAAGCCAAUAAAGGUUGAUUAAAACUCCUUGUCACAUUCCACAGCUUGAAUACGCUUUUUUAUAUUAUACUUAUCCAACCACACACACGUAACAAUAAAGGGAGUAUAAAACUUCGACUGCCUGCUUCCCUUCUCCUUAGCCUCAUCUACAAUUUU